This is a messenger RNA of Syngnathoides biaculeatus (alligator pipefish), 1293 nucleotides long. Its product is annotated as fibrinogen-like protein 1. The transcript is spliced from 8 exons. The record is from RefSeq and is a predicted model, not a curated record. NCBI's taxonomy places the organism in Eukaryota, Metazoa, Chordata, Actinopteri, Syngnathiformes, Syngnathidae. The coding region runs from base 1 to 1293 and encodes 430 amino acids.
AUGUCCCGGCCGGCGUCCCCCGUGUGGGCCGUGGCCCUUUGGGCCGUCCUGACGCUUCCCUGGCCGUCGACGGCGCCAGAGCGGGCCGACGGCACGGCGCGACGCGACGGCGGUGGUGCGCAGUGUGGAGAGUACACCAACCAGGUGUCGGAGGACGGCACGUGCCGCCUGGCCGCUACGCUGCCCCAGCUGGACGACCAGCGCUGCCCCGACAUGUUCCGCUGCUCGGACGAGGUUUCCUACUGGCUGCACCAGAACGAGGAGCGCAAGCAACAGAUGGCCGCCCUGAAGGAGACGGUCUCGGAGCUGCAGGAGGAGCUGAGGAACCACCGGCACCGCAUCAAGGUCUUGGAGCUGCAGCAUGAGGACGGAAGCCUCUGCAACGCCACCCUGGAGCGCCGUUUGCACGAGAUGGAGGCGCGCUACGUCGAGGCCGCCGGCCUGCUGCACCUGCAGGCCACCCUCAUCCUCAACCUGCAGAACCAAGUUCAUAACCUCAGCCAAUCACUGGAGCACGCGAAGAAGAGUCCCGGCUGUUUGAUCAACACGGUCCGGCCCAACCCCCUCAUGAGCACCCAGCAGGCCUCGCACCCGGAGCUCCAUCACAUGAGGAACUGCCCCGUGGACUGCGCCGCCAUCUACUACAACGGCGCGAGGAGGUCCGGCGUCUACACCGUGGUGCCGUCGUUCGCGGGCGUGCCCGUGGAGGUCUACUGCAACAUGGAUACCGACGGCGGCGGCUGGACGGUGAUCCAGAGGCGGGCGGACGGCUCCGUGAGUUUCGACCGCAGCUGGCGGGAAUACGGGGCCGGUUUCGGCGACCUCCACUCCGAGUUCUGGCUCGGCAACCGUCACAUCCACGACCUGAGCGGCCGGGGGGACUACAGCCUGCGCAUAGACUUGGAGGACUGGAGCAACAAGCGCAAGCACGCCCUCUACCAGCACUUCAGCGUGGAAGAUGAGGAGCACCGGUACCGCCUCCACGUGUCGGGCUUCAGCGGCAGCGCGCGGGACUCCUUCGGCUGGUACCACGACAAGCGCGGCUUCAGCACGCCCGACAGCGGCGACAUCUGCGCCGAGAUCUCGCACGGCGGCUGGUGGUACGGCCAGUGCUUCUACGCCAACCUCAACGGAAUCUACUACGGGGGCGGUCACUACACGCCCAAAGGCAGAGGCCACCUGGGCCCGGACGGGAUCGUCUGGCACUCGUGGAGGGACUCGGACUAUUACUCGCUUCGCAAAGUCGCCAUGAUGAUCCGGCCGCGCACCUUUCGGAACCGUCUGUCUCCGUGA